This is a messenger RNA of Caenorhabditis sp. 36 PRJEB53466, 1507 nucleotides long. NCBI's taxonomy places the organism in Eukaryota, Metazoa, Nematoda, Chromadorea, Rhabditida, Rhabditidae. The record is from the annotation of a GenBank genome assembly.
AUGGGUGACGCUCCGUCAUUCUGCAUCAAAUCGGUGGCGGUUCAGAUGAAAAAAUUGUCGGACGUCGUCGUCGACGAGAAUCCGACGCCAGAAGACGUGGAACUUCUCACUUUUGUGAGUGUCUACGAAGAGCUGUGCAAGUUCAUCGGAAUGCUCGGCAAAAUUUUCGAGUUUGUCGAAAAAGACGUUCGUGACAAAAUCGAUUUGCUCAAAGAGCUUCAUUCGGCCGAUCCGGAAGGCUAUAAGACGGUUCUGACGAUGGUCGAGGCGGAGAAAUCGAUUCAGAAGGGCAAGGAGAGCGGAGCCGUCGCCAUUUUGCACUUGAAUCGGUAAAUUUUUGUGAAAAUCUAACUUCUCCAUGGAAAAAUCAUAAAAAUCCAUUCGCUAUAGCCUAAAGCCUUUCAAAUUCAAUAGAAAAUUGUUAGAUUUCACAAAAUUCUGGUGAAUUGUAAAUUCCAAUUGAAUCUGCUAAUUUCAGCGCUCUGGAGUUCAUCAUCGAGUUUAUGUGCGCGACGGUGGCGGCCACCAACGAGGACAGCAUUCCGAAGAUUUGCAAAGGGUGCUACGAUGGAACUCUUGCCAAGUACGGACGGUUUGACAGCGAACACUUGCGGAAACAAUAGUUGAGCGAGGAAAAGAAGGGAAAAAAGACGACGGUCUUAGCAGAAACAUUGUUGAAGAGAUCGUAAACAUCGACAUACUGUUGAAAAAUCAAAGGUUCGACAAGUCACCGAGUCUCGCAGCGAUGCGCGUCUAAAGAGUGUGCACCGGUUGACAUGUGUCGCAGAGAUGAAAGGGUGUUCGGGUGACACGUCAAUCAAAAGUUGUAGUUUUUUUUUAAAAGUUUCUAGAGAUUGUUUCCAACAUUCAACACUUUUCAACACUGAAAAAUGCGCGAAAAUUGUCGUUCUCCGUCGUUUGUUUUUUUUUCCUCUUUCGAAGAGACUGGCCGAGUGGACCAACGGAAAUUGUUUGGUCGCACGGGCAAAAGAUCGCAUCCCUUCGCUCGGUCAGCAUAUUUUUCUGUCACGAAACACUUUUUUCUUUAUACAAAUGCCAAAAAUGUCCCAAACGUUCAAAAAGACAAACAUUACUUGCAGACACCACCCGUGGAUCAUCCGCACCGCCGUCAAAGUGGCCGUCUACACGCUUCCGUCGCGCGACAAGCUGCUCGAACACAUCAGAGGUAUACAGUUUGCAAAGCUCGAUUUUUUGAAACUAACCGCGUUUUCUGCUCAAAAAAUCGAAGAAAUUCGAGAAAAUGUGGUGAGAUCUGUCCUUUUCCGCUUCUUAUUACAGAACAAAGUCGCAUUUUUCAAUUUUCCCCCAGAAAAAAUCGCAAAAAGUCCAGAUUGUGCUCUCAAAAAAAUUUGAACGCAUUGCAGGCCCGCACACGGACGAAUCGGCGAUCCGCGAACACAUCGACGACGUCGUGAACCACGGAAAAGUGGUGCACGCGCGCAUAAACACCAUUUACGCAGAGUACGAGCUGCAUCAGAUCGCCUGA